Pezoporus flaviventris is the source of this 5496-nucleotide messenger RNA. RefSeq names its product phosphatidylinositol-4,5-bisphosphate 3-kinase catalytic subunit alpha (gene PIK3CA). Gene Ontology annotation, molecular function: 1-phosphatidylinositol-4-phosphate 3-kinase activity; 1-phosphatidylinositol-3-kinase activity. The coding region runs from base 811 to 4017 and encodes 1068 amino acids. Lineage: Eukaryota; Metazoa; Chordata; Aves; Psittaciformes; Psittacidae. The record is from RefSeq and is a predicted model, not a curated record. Gene Ontology annotation, biological process: cell migration; phosphatidylinositol 3-kinase/protein kinase B signal transduction; phosphatidylinositol-mediated signaling. Gene Ontology annotation, cellular component: phosphatidylinositol 3-kinase complex, class IA; phosphatidylinositol 3-kinase complex, class IB; cytoplasm. The transcript is spliced from 23 exons.
UGCUUCCACCUACGCUCUGCGGUUGCACUUCCGGCGGGAGACACCAUCCCCAUCCGGGGUCAGGGCCCCGCUCCCUUCCUGUUAUUGCCCGUGCGGGAGGCGGUUCUUUGGGAUUGGGGUGGUGGCUGUCGGUGUUGUUUCCGUUCGCGCUCGGGGGCACGGUCGCCAAGCUUAGGGGGUGCAGUGGCGGCUGCAGCCUGGCUCAGGUAUUGUGAGUGCUGCGGAGUGCUGCCCAGCCCUGCCCAGUGGGGCUGUGGCUGCGGGCCGGCUCGGAGGCGGAGAAGCCGUGCCUGUGAGGGUCUGGAGUAAUUUGGUACUGAAGAAACCUUUUGUUUCAAUUUAAAGUUGCUGUCAGACUCCAUCCUAAGAAAUGUUCUGUGGGAAGUACACAGUAUGCUGUGUGGACAGUAGGAGAGGAAAUCUCUGCUCUUUUUCAGUAGAACUGAAGAUUGAUCUUGCUGCAGCAGAGGGUUACCUCUGAAAGCCAAGGUGACAUGCCUGGGGGAGAUCAGCACCAGGAAAGGUCCAGUAUCUAUCUGAAUUACAGAUCUGCUACACAGCUGCUCAUGUUAGAUGAAGAUUCAGACUAGACCAGAGUGCGGAACACCUGGAUUCACUCUGCUCAGGCUCCUUGUCUGUGUGCCAGCCCUUCCUGUUUUUAAAGAUCCUGUUUACUGUCUGUGUUCCAAAUAUCCCAGGAAGGUGGGAGGAUGGGAAGAAACAAGGAAAGAAAACAACCUUAUUUAAGGUUUAUGCCUAUGAAUCACUGCUUGAAAAACUUCCCGUACGAAGUUAUCUAGGGACUUAAAAAUGCCUCCACGACCAUCAUCUGGUGAACUAUGGGGCAUCCACUUGAUGCCACCGCGGAUCCUUGUGGAGUGUCUUCUCCCAAAUGGAAUGAUAGUGACUCUAGAAUGCCUCCGUGAGGCCACCUUACUAACUAUUAAACACGAACUCUUUAAGGAAGCAAGAAAAUACCCUCUCUAUCAGCUCCUUCAAGAUGAAUCAUCUUAUAUUUUUGUAAGUGUUACACAAGAAGCAGAAAGAGAAGAAUUUUUUGAUGAAACACGGAGACUUUGUGACCUGCGACUGUUUCAGCCUUUUCUAAAAGUUAUUGAACCAGUAGGUAACAGAGAAGAAAAGAUUCUCAAUAGAGAAAUAGGUUUUGCUAUUGGAAUGCCUGUCUGUGAAUUUGACAUGGUUAAGGAUCCAGAAGUACAAGACUUCAGAAGAAAUAUUCUUAAUGUUUGUAAAGAAGCAGUGGAUCUUCGAGAUGCCAAUGCACCGCAUAGUAGAGCAUUGUAUGUCUGUCCUCCAAAUGUAGAGUCUUCACCUGAACUACCCAAACAUAUAUACAAUAAACUAGAUAAAGGGCAAAUUAUAGUGGUGAUAUGGGUAAUAGUCUCACCAAACAAUGAUAAGCAGAAAUACACCUUAAAAAUCAAUCAUGACUGUGUGCCUGAGCAAGUUAUUGCUGAAGCAAUUAGGAAGAAAACGCGAAGUAUGUUGCUGUCAUCAGAACAACUGAAACUUUGCGUCUUGGAGUACCAAGGCAAAUACAUUCUAAAAGUGUGUGGCUGUGAUGAAUACUUGCUAGAAAAAUAUCCACUGAGCCAGUAUAAGUAUAUAAGAAGCUGUAUAAUGCUUGGUCGCAUGCCCAAUCUGAUGCUGAUGGCUAAGGAAAGCCUAUAUACCCAGCUGCCACUGGACACCUUUACAAUGCCUUCUUAUUCCAGGCGUAUCUCUACAGCUACACCCUACAUGAAUGGAGAAGCUACAGCCAAAUCCCUCUGGACUAUAAACAGUGCUCUCAGAAUAAGAAUCCUCUGUGCAACCUAUGUAAAUGUGAACAUUAGAGACAUAGACAAGAUCUAUGUAAGAACAGGUAUCUACCAUGGAGGGGAACCUCUGUGUGACAAUGUGAAUACGCAAAGGGUACCUUGUUCUAAUCCCAGAUGGAACGAAUGGCUAUUGUAUGACAUGUACAUUCUUGAUCUUCCACGUGCUGCUCGUCUGUGCCUUUCUAUCUGUUCUGUUAAAGGCCGGAAGGGUGCAAAAGAGGAGCACUGUCCAUUGGCUUGGGGAAAUAUAAACAUGUUUGAUUACACAGACACUCUUGUAUCUGGGAAAAUGGCUUUGAAUCUUUGGGCAGUACCUCAUGGCCUGGAGGAUUUGUUAAAUCCUAUUGGUGUUACUGGGUCAAAUCCAAAUAAGGAAACUCCAUGUCUAGAGCUGGAAUUUGAUUGGUUUAGCAAUCCUGUGAAGUUUCCAGAUAUGACAGUGAUUGAAGAGCAUGCCAAUUGGACUAUAUCACGUGAACUGGGGUUUAACUACAGCUAUGCGGGGCUGAGUAACAGAAUAGCUAGAGAUAAUGAAUUAAGAGAAAGUGACAAGGAGCAACUUCGAGCUAUAUGUACACGAGAUCCUUUGUCUGAAAUCACUGAGCAAGAGAAGGACUUCCUCUGGAGCCACAGACACUAUUGCGUGAAUACUCCAGAAAUUCUGCCCAAAUUACUUCUGUCUGUUAAAUGGAAUUCUAGAGAUGAAGUGGCCCAGAUGUACUGUUUGGUAAAAGAUUGGCCUCCAAUCAAGCCAGAGCAAGCAAUGGAGCUUCUGGACUGUAAUUAUCCAGAUCCAAUGGUGCGAGCUUUUGCAGUUCGGUGUCUAGAGAAGUACUUGACAGAUGACAAACUGUCUCAGUACUUAAUCCAGCUAGUACAGGUUCUAAAAUAUGAACAGUACUUGGAUAAUCAGCUUGUGAGAUUUUUACUCAAGAAGGCACUGACCAAUCAAAGGAUAGGACACUUCUUCUUCUGGCAUUUAAAGUCUGAAAUGCACAAUAAAACUGUAAGUCAGAGGUUUGGUUUACUUCUGGAGUCCUAUUGUCGGGCGUGUGGAAUGUACCUAAAACAUCUGAGCAGGCAGGUGGAGGCUAUGGAGAAGUUGAUUAACCUCACUGAUAUUCUCAAGCAGGAAAAAAAAGAUGAGACCCAGAAGGUACAGAUGAAGUUUCUUGUUGAACAAAUGAGGCGGCCAGAUUUUAUGGAUGCUUUACAGGGUUUUAUCUCUCCUCUUAAUCCUGCACAUCAACUGGGAAAUCUUCGGCUUGAGGAGUGCAGGAUAAUGUCGUCUGCAAAAAGGCCACUGUGGUUGAACUGGGAAAACCCAGAUAUUAUGUCUGAAUUGUUAUUUCAGAACAAUGAGAUAAUCUUUAAAAAUGGAGACGACUUGCGUCAGGACAUGCUGACACUUCAGAUAAUUAGAAUUAUGGAAAACAUCUGGCAAAAUCAGGGUCUGGAUCUUCGGAUGUUGCCUUAUGGUUGUUUGUCUAUUGGUGACUGUGUGGGACUCAUCGAGGUAGUCAGGAGCUCUCAUACCAUCAUGCAGAUUCAGUGUAAAGGAGGCUUGAAAGGAGCAUUGCAGUUCAACAGCCAUACAUUGCAUCAGUGGCUCAAGGACAAGAACAAAGGAGAAAUGUAUGAUGCAGCUAUUGACUUGUUUACACGUUCUUGUGCUGGCUACUGUGUUGCUACCUUUAUACUGGGCAUUGGUGAUCGCCACAAUAGUAACAUCAUGGUGAAAGAUGAUGGACAACUGUUUCACAUUGACUUUGGGCACUUCCUGGAUCACAAGAAGAAAAAAUUUGGUUAUAAAAGGGAGCGUGUGCCAUUUGUCUUAACACAGGACUUCUUAAUAGUGAUUAGUAAAGGAGCCCAAGAAUGCACUAAAACAAGGGAGUUUGAAAGGUUCCAGGAGAUGUGUUACAAGGCUUAUCUAGCAAUUCGGCAGCAUGCCAAUCUCUUCAUAAAUCUUUUCUCCAUGAUGCUUGGCUCAGGAAUGCCAGAACUGCAGUCCUUUGAUGAUAUUGCAUACAUUCGAAAGACCCUUGCAUUGGACAAAACUGAGCAGGAAGCUCUGGAGUACUUCAUGAAGCAAAUGAAUGAUGCUCACCAUGGUGGCUGGACAACAAAAAUGGACUGGAUCUUUCACACAAUAAAACAGCAUGCUUUGAACUGAAAUGAAAGCAAAGAAAACAAGAACUGAUAGCCCACUUUGUGGGUACUGCACUGUUAAUACCCAUUAGCAGCAAAGACUGGUUGCAUAGGAAUUGCACAAACCAUGAAGAACAUCUGAAUUUAUGGCAAGAAAAGAGAUGAACUGCUCAGACAACUGUUGAAAAAUAAUGUAAAACAGGGUUUCAGAUAGCACUAAAAUUGUACACUUCAAAAAUUAAGCUUUAGUAUGAUGUGUGACUUCAUGUUAUGCCUUAAGCCCAAAAAGGUAAACUUGGAAGAACGUUUCCUUUUUUCACUUGAUAGGAUAAAUUAGAAGGAGAAAGAAAAUAGUUCUAGCAUGAACAUAGAGUCCAUCACAUAUUACCUUAGAUCUGGUACAACUGGUAGAGCCUAUGCUGGAUUGACGAGUGGAAAGAGAAUUCAAGUGAUAGCAAAUAUUUAAAAUCAGCAUAGGUUGAAUGAAAGGAGUCUUAAGCUCAAAGAUCUAAAAACAAUAGUGAGAGGACAGUGCCUUUUAAAUGUGCUCAGAGGCAUUAACAGUUAUGGGGUUUGGAUGACCCUUUGAUUUCUGGGUCUGUCACAUGCACAGUUUCUGAAAGCAGUAGGAAGUAGGCCCACUUGGUAUGGUGUUUCUUCUGCUCAGUAUUUCUAGAGGUGCAAUUCAUACCUUCACAAAGAAACUCCCUGUCAUCCCCCAAAACUGACUAACCUGGAAAUUGAAUGGUCAAAUUGGGUUUAGUGCAACAGAGAGUUGUAUUGUUCAUCUUAGGUUUGGUUUAAUCUAACUUGAACUGAAUAGAUUUUUUUCAUACAUGUUUUCCAGAACCUAAAGAAAGGUGAGUUAUUAAAAUUAUUGAAAGAUUAUUUUUUUAUAAAGGCUAUUUAUAUAACAGGAACUAUUAUUAAUAUAUAUUCUUUAUUUACAUGAUUUGUCCAAUAUUCACUCUUUUAAUUUUGCAGCCCAGUUCUAUCUGUCCAAGGCUCCCGUUUCCAUUAAUGUCACUGAAGGUGACCAGAUAUACUCCUAGGACCAAAUUCAACCCUGGUGAAAGAGGACACAAGUACCAUUAAAGUAGUGGGACAUGCACCCACUAAUGCCAGAGGUGAACUUGGCCUAAGUCUCUUCAAAAAUUUUUGGGCAUCACUCUUCACAUUACUGAAGUGAUAUGCUGGCUAUUCAAGGAACGUACAUUUAAGCCCUCAGUCUUUGGGUCCACCAUUUCUCCUCUUUCUUCUUCCUUUGGAAGUGGUUGUUUAAUCCAGAUAACAUCAGUAACAGAUACAUCAGAAAGAGAAAUUUAGGUUUUUCAAUAUGAUCAGUAAUAAGCAGUUCAACAUACAGCAGAUGCGUUGGCUAGCUCAAAGCAUGUGGAGUUACCAAACAUUUUAUAGCUUUGUCUGUUUUGUGUGUGUGUGUAAUAUAUAUUUGUAAAUGUAGUUGUUGUCCUCUAACACAAUACAAUGUGUGCAAUCAGUUAAA